Cylicocyclus nassatus is the source of this 1477-nucleotide messenger RNA. Lineage: Eukaryota; Metazoa; Nematoda; Chromadorea; Rhabditida; Strongylidae. The record is from the annotation of a GenBank genome assembly.
GUUUCCACUACAACAUUCACUCUUUCGAUCGCCUCUCCCUAUCGCUAGCUUGGAAGGAAGUCAAUAGUAAUUCCGGCAUUCGACAUGGUAUGGAAUAAAAGCAGUGCGCGAUACAGUUUUCUUCUGAAAAUUGCUCUGUUGCUUCUGGUGGUCCUUUCGUCGUUCUGUUUUCUCGACCUACAAGCGCAUUACAUGAAAAAUGUAUACCAAGACUCGAUUUCGGUAGUACGCAACAACUAUGUUAUGACUCCUUAUGAGCCGAACAAGACAUAUGACGCGACACAAGAGAACAUACCUCUGAUUGUCGCCUGGACAGACUACUUUUCGAAACCUUUGAAAAAUGUACUCCUCCCUACACUGGCCAAUUGUGAUUCCCGAUGCGAAUUCGUCGAUAGAAAGGAGCACUUGAUCACUAAAAGAAACGCAGCCGCUUACAUUCUACACGGUCGCGAUAUGGACCUUGAUGACCUUCCAAGGCAGAGCUCAAAGCAUCUCAACAUCCUUUUUUUGUUGGAAUCUCCUUAUCACACUGGUUCCCAGAUAUAUCGAGUACCUCGUAAUUACUUCAAUGCGACUAUAACGUACAGGCAAGACUCCCGCUACUUCCAUCCCUAUGGCCAAUUUCAGCCACGAACACAAAGUGAUCCUGUGGGCUCUGUGAUAACGGCGCAACAGGUCUCCGACGCCAUCAUACACAAGAAGAAAGGAUCGCUGAUAUUUAUCUCAAAUUGUCACUCACCUUCCAAACGCGAGAAAUUGAUCAUAGAACUUGGAAAGGUCACAGACGUCACUGUGAGAGGAAAAUGCGAAGACGCACUGUCCAUCAACACAAACACUAAAAGCAUUUACUGCAAAACGGACUGUAGCGACGAUGAAUUAAUAAACACACAUCGCUUCUACAUCGCGUUCGAGAACAGUGAUUGCAAUGAUUACAUCACGGAGAAGUUUUACAGUCGGAUUUCACAGCUGCUAGUGCCUAUUGUGUUGAAAAGACGGAUAUACGAAGCGGCAGGAAUUCCGGAGCACUCUUACAUAGCGGUGGAUGACUUUGAGGACAUUACGGAGUUGGGAAAUCAUCUGAAUUUUUUGCUAAGAAACGACACUGCAUAUCUUAGGUAUUUUGAAUGGACAAAGCACUUUCGAAAGCCAGACGCCUACGUUGGGCAUGCUCUCUGCACCCUUUGCGAAGAUAUCUACAGUAGAAAAAAGCUGAUAGUGAGCGAUAUCAGGGAGUUCUACGACAAAGACCAGUGCUUUUGACAAGAUAUAGUGCCUUAGUGCCUGUGAUGUCUUUGUGCCAUCUAUGAAAUUGCUGUGUAAAUCAACGGGUUUGUCGUGAGCUUCGCAUGUGCACUGUCAACAACUUCUUGUGCACAUGCAUCAACUUCCGUACAUAUUGGAAGAAAUAUUACUUGUUAUAUACCAUAAAUUUGAACAUAACCUUCCGCGAUUUGUGAUAUAUAUUCGCAUAAAGAGU